This is a messenger RNA of Clonostachys solani, 1893 nucleotides long. NCBI's taxonomy places the organism in Eukaryota, Fungi, Ascomycota, Sordariomycetes, Hypocreales, Bionectriaceae. The record is from the annotation of a GenBank genome assembly.
AUGUCAGAUCAAGUCCGAGAUGCCGCUAGGAAAUCCUCCACACGCAGAGGUGUACCCCACAGACGACCACGAAAGCCGCUCAGCUGCGAACCUUGCAGAGUCAGCAAGCUUCGGUGUGAUCGACUUCUGCCCUGUUCGGCUUGCAGACGGAGAGAAUGCGAAUCCGCUUGCACUUUUCGGCGAAAUCGAGAGGCAGUUGACAAUAACUCCACCGUUCUCGGCGGUGUAUCUGCGACUCCCACAUCCAACUCAUCCGCUUGUCCACCACCCCCACCGGCAGUUGCAACAGCAAAUGUGGCAGAGUAUUACCAUUCUCCGACACCAUCGAUCCUUCGAAACGCCUUGGGCGAGAAUCCUCCGGUACAAUCACCGAGUGACGGCCCUCUGUGCUCCGUCCCAUCUUGGGAUACAGUCCUUGAACGACCCUCUCUAGGCCGGGACAACUGUGCUUUUGGAUUAGAUACCGACCCGUUUGCCUCUUUCGCCUUUGGCCCAAAGGUGCCAAAGAGCGAACUUCUAAGGCUCUUACCGCCGAAGCCCACUCGCGAGUUUCUCUUCUCCAGAUACUUUACGUUCCAAGCGCCACUAUUCCAUGUCCUCCACGUACCUACCUUUGAGCAGCAGUAUGCAGAGUUCGCUCAUGGCUCAACGGAACCAUCACUAUCAUGGCUAGCUCUGCUAUUCGUCAUCAAUUCCUUGGCUGUUCAAACAUUGGGAGAUGGCGACCCAAUCCUUAGAGAGUGCCAGCCGUCGGGGUCCGACCUUGACGCUUGCGAUCCCCAAUCGCUAUCUCGUCGCCUUCGUAACGCCGCCUUUGCUUGCCUUUCAGAGGCUCGCUUCAUGGUGAGAUAUAAUCUAACUACGCUCGAAGCCCUGUUGAUUAUGAUUUAUGGAAUAUGCCAUAGUGAAGGAGUUGAUCGUGCCUGGGUGUUUCUCGGUGUCGCUCUCAACAUGGGUAUUGCUUUGCGAUGCAAUGCCAACCAUCCUAUUCAGAAUAGAAUCGAGCAGCAGAGGCGUUGGCGAUGUUGGGCUGGUAUACGACUGCUUUACACUUAUCAAGGCAUCCUCUUCCGUGACGUCGAUCACUCGUUCCUUCUUGCGUUUUCUUCUCCCAUACCCGCAGACGUCGACGAUCCCGGCAUAAAUACAGAUACUAUACGAGAAUCCUCGACCUGUCCAAAUGGCAUAUCAAUCAUGAAGCUCAAACUUCGACUCUUUGAGCUGUCAACUCGGAUAUGUAGCAGUCUUUCCAGCAGCUCUAGCUUUGACGAGGCUACGAUGCGUCACUACGAAGCCUUGAUUGCGACCGAACAAGAGCAGUGGACUUCUCUCUUUCUGCCUUCUGGAUCUCUCAGCUUCGGUGAUACAGCAGGCUAUGCGUAUUGGUGUAUACUGGAGACCUACGCGUAUCAGCUCUAUCUUCUAGUCAAUCGACCUUUCUACCAUUCCCAAUCUCCGCAAUUCCUGCCUUCCAGUAGGAAAAAGUACGCCGAGUCGAGCAUAGCCCUUUUAGACAUCUAUGAGAAGAUGUGCGAGCUUCCGAUACUUCGGCCCUACCGAUGGCUAGUAAAUGGCAUGACAAGUUUCAAUGCAGUCCAGGGGGUGGUUGCUCUGGCAGCCUGCAUGAUCGACAAGCCCGGACAAGUAGACUCUAUAGCUUCUCAGCGAGUAUUCUUUGACGCUGCCGUUCGGCGUAUUGAGUCGCUGCGCAAGUCUAGCCCCGUUUGCGAAAGGGCUUACUCCGCAAUUCAAGCCAUACAGACGCAAAUCUCGGCGCUGAUCGAUGACGAAUGCCAUACUACGUCUCGAGAAUGGGACCCUAAUGCAGAUUGGCUCGAUCUAAAUUCCAUUGAUUGGACUUUCUGGGAGAAUUUCGUAAUGUGCGAACACUGA